AGCUGACAUUGACAAAUGUCAAUUACCAUUUUGAUAUACUUUAUCACUGAUUUUGUAAUGUUAUACAUAUAUCCACAAACCGAAAGUUACAAUCCCAGUCUUAAUUUAAUGAUUCGAAAUGUAGUCAACAUAUAAUAUGCGAGAAUUCGGAAAAUUUGGUCCAUUAAUAGGAACUGUAGAUGAAGGAACAUCAAAUGUGAAAUUUUUGGUAUUUGCAGCUAACACAUCUGAAGUAUUAACCUAUCAUCAAGUAACCUUAAAGCGCUUCAGCCCACAAGAAGGAUGGAUAGAGCAAGAUGCUUUAGAAAUUUUAAAUGCAGUUUUAGAAUGUAUUGAGGUAACUGUUGACAAUCUUAAAAAAUUGGACAUUGACCCUGAGGAUGUUGUGGGGAUUGGGAUAACUAAUCAAAGGGAAACAACAAUAGUAUGGAAUUCUGUGACAGGGGAACCUCUGUACAGUGCUAUAGUGUGGUCAGAUGUACGAACAGCAAAGAUUGUGGAUGAUCUAAUCAAAACAAAGGGGGCACAAAGUGUCCAUGCUGUGGCUCAAACUAGUGGUCUUCCAUUGUCUACAUAUUUUUCAUCAGUUAAAUUAAAAUGGCUACUACAAAAUGUCAGUGUUGUACAAAAAGCAGUUGCAGAAGGAGAAUGUAUGGCAGGAACAGUCGAUUCUUGGCUCAUUUGGAAUCUGACUGGAGGCAGCAAUGGCGGCGUACACGCGACUGACGUCACCAACGCCUCGCGCACGCAGCUUAUGUCUUUACGCAGCUUGCAGUGGGAUAAGAGACUAUUAAGAUUUUUUGAUAUACCAGUACAAAUAUUACCAAAGAUAAAAAGUUCCUCCGAAAUAUAUGGCUACAUUUCAACUGGACCUCUCCUUGGAACACCAAUAGCUGGGUGCCUUGGCGAUCAACAAGCUGCAUUAAUUGGACAAAAUUGUAUGAGAUUUGGUCAAGCAAAGUGUACCUUCGGUACAGGAUGUUUCUUGUUGUAUAACACAGGAGAGUCCAUAGUACACUCACAAAAUGGCCUGCUAACGACUGUAGCGUACCAACUAGGUCCAGACGCUCCGCCCACAUACGCUCUAGAAGGUUCCGUAGCGGUUGCUGGGGACAUGUUGCAGUGGUUGAAAAAUGGCUUAGAAAUUAUAAACGAUCUAAGUGAUUCAGAGACGCAGGCAGCUGAAGUAAGCGACGACGAAGACAGUUCUAUUUGCUUUGUGCCAGCUUUUAAUGGGAUGUAUUCGCCGCACUGGAGAAAAGAUGCACGAGGUGUGAUCUGCGGGCUGGGAGCGCGGUCGCGCGGCGCGCACGUGUGCCUGGCGGCGCUGGAGGCGGUGUGCCACAAGAGACAAAAAUCAUAUAUGUAUGUUGCCUUGUGUGCGCCAGUUGGACGUCUAAUGAAUAGUUAUUUUGUUUUGUGAAAGAUAUUGAAAAUGUUUAUUUGUGAUACUGUUGUACAGAUUCGGCCGCUGAUGACUGAGAGCACGGCGCUGGGCGCGGCGGUGGCGGCGGGGCGCGCGCUGCGCGUGUGGCCGCCCGCCACGCCGCGCCCCCCGGCGGACACAUUCAUGCCCGCCAUAUCCGCUGAAGAGCGGGAAAUCCGUCGCGUGCGGUGGGAAUCUGCACUAAGCAGGUGUAUGGACUGGGCCGGUGAAGAUCCUUAUAGAAACAAAGUAGAGCCAGAUGAGGUUGACCACACAACAGCAGUUCUACCAUCCGGCCUCUUCUUCCUCGGCACCGCCUUGUUAGUGGUCAUAGCGGACAAAUUGAAAGUUAUAUAGACAGCUUUAGUGCAAAUAGUCAUUAGAAAAUACCUCUCAUGUUAGUCAAAUUAUUGCAGUAUUAAUAUUUUCAAAGUAGAAUUAUAACAUGUUGUGAAAACUAUAAUAAAUGUUAUACUGAAA
Molecule: messenger RNA, 1906 nt
Organism: Papilio polytes (common Mormon)
Lineage: Eukaryota; Metazoa; Arthropoda; Insecta; Lepidoptera; Papilionidae
Gene: Gk-2
Product: glycerol kinase-like
Biological process (GO): glycerol-3-phosphate biosynthetic process; triglyceride metabolic process; glycerol metabolic process
Cellular component (GO): mitochondrion
Molecular function (GO): glycerol kinase activity
Source: RefSeq, a predicted model, not a curated record